GGGGAGCCCGCAACCCCAAACACGCCGACUUUGGCACGUACGAAAACUCAUUGGAAAUUUAAAAGAAAUACACAGGGAGCGGGUCGCGCUAGCCUGUUAGCUAGCUUCACCGAAGGCACACAGCCAUGAUGCCUGACGUUGCCAGAUAGUGAUCCAUGUCGGGCACUGGCAACACAAUGAGCACAUCCAAAACACAUUGGCUGGCCACAGCGGACACACGGACGCGUCCAGCAACGCAUCUCGAAACACACGAAGGCAGACGUGUGCAGCGGCGUCCGGUAUCGCGCCUUUAAAACGCACAAAGGCGUCGGUUGAGCCAGCUAGCGUCAUUUACGCCUGCGAGGAGCACUAUUUGACAUAUUUUCGGCGAGCCGACAGGCCCGCGGAAAGGAGCGGGGCCCGGGAAGCCGGCCAACCGCCGCAAGGCGCUCAAAACAAAAGGAUACUCAAAGUCAACAUCUUGGACUGGUAGUCGAACGCCACCACCUCCCCUUGCAGCCGCUGUCCCAGGCAGGUGAGGCAAGAGACAUGGCUCCCGACGCUGAUAUACUCCCCCACUUCAGCCGCCAUCUUCUCCGCCAGCAAACCGGAGCGCGUGCCUUACGUAGCGCUACGUGAUGACGUAGGCGGGGCGUGUGUCGCGAGGCACGUCGCCACGCCGCCGAGCAUCCCCGACGCGACGGUACGGCAAGACUAAUAUGAAAUAACUCAUAACGUCACACGGCUGCACGUCGGACUAACGUGCUUUGUAAUGUUCGACGAUAUAAUGAGACGCGUCCGCGGUUAAAAGUCUUGACGUUUUUCGUGAGUCUCCGCUCCUGCGAGGGCGAACUCUAGUGGACAUAAGGCGGAAGUACGUUCUUGACAUAAAUUGACCCCUUCUUUUGGGAUACGUUCAUACAUACUCUGCAAGUGAUGGAUUGCCUACACAAGUACGGAGUAUGGAUAGCAGAAAUCCUCCAGCUCAGGACGAAGAGUCUCGAGCCACUCUGGCUUUUCAUCACCGAAGCCGGGGGCCCGAAAGCGGCUUUCUUCAUCGUCUUCCCGUGCACUUACUUCUUCUGUCGGCGGACCGGCCUCGCGGUGUUGUGGGUGGCCGCCCUGACAGAGUGGCUCAACUUGAUGCUCAAAAGUGUGCUGUUUGGUGAAAGGCCAUUCUGGUGGAUCCCAGAAUCACAUAUAUUUGCCAACAAGUUGCCGAAACUUGAGCAGUACUCCUCCACAUGUGAAAAUGGCCCAGGCAGUCCGUCAGGACACGCCAUGGUCACUGCCGCUGUCUGGUAUGUGGUGGCCUCGUCCCUGCAUUCUUACCUGUACCGCCGUAAUUGCAGCAUUCCAUGGACCUACGCACCUUAUGUGCUUUACGGGACUUUGUUGGCGGUCGUUUGCAUUUCCAGAGUGUUUGUCUUGGCCCACUUUCCACACCAGGUGUUUACAGGUUCCAUUGCAGGUCUUCUAUUAGGAAUUUACCUGCUCCGCAGGGUGCCGGAAAGGCGCCCGUUACAGUUCUUCAUGGCCCUCACCUCGUCUUUAAUGAUUGGCACGCUGGCGCUGAACGCCGCACUACGGACGAUGGGCGUAGAUCUUUCCUGGUCUAUGGCACUGGCUAAAAAAUGGUGCAAACACAGCGAGUGGGUUCGGCCUGAUGUGGCCACGCUCACCUCCUUGUCCCGGGACUGCGGGGCCCUGCUGGGCAUGGGCUUGGCCCAACACUGGAAGCCCGGCGGUUGGCAACUGGCUCGGGGUCCACAGGCUUUGUCCCUGGUGCUGUCAUACAUCGCCCUGUACUUUGUGUGCAGCGCACCGCUACCGCUGAGAUCGCCGGUCCUCUACUACACCCUCUUUUCUGUCAAGUUCACCUUGGUGCCUCUAAUUGUGGUGAUGGUUCCCGGACUGGUUCACCUUAUGAUGCGCAAGAUUAAGCGGAACUAGAUGCUUUGAACUUUACCUUCUCAACAAGGAUUUCUAUGCUAAAUUGUGUUUGUUUGUUUUCAUAGAGAUGAUCGCACACAGGAAGGUUUUAUUUAGAUCACGUACAAAUUUUAACUGAAAGCUUUACAGGUGAAAUCAGAUUGGCCUUUUUUAAACUUGAAUGCAUAUAACUAACUGUUGUUAGGUGUCACGCUCACUUCAUGACACCAAAUGUGAACAGCAUGAUGAAGAGGAGCGUUUGAUGACUAAUUUCGAAUUGAACCAGAAAAUAAUUGGUGGAUCAAACACCUGUUUUUGUUUUUUUGUUGUUGCUAAAAUCUCACUCGGACAUGUUCAUUGAAAACUUUGAGAAGGUCAGUAUAGUUCACCUGGACUGGAGGAAAUCUUAGAUUAAACCUUAACUGAGGCUGUUGCGUUGACUGAUAAUAUGUAUUUUCUUAGUUUGGUGCUGGAAUGACAGUGCCCCAAAUUGUUUUUUUGGGUUUGAUAAAGGUUUUUUGUAUUUAAUCAUAUUUAUCUAAAAUAAAAUGUGGUUUCAAAGACUGGACUGCGGUUUUAAAAUUGUACUCUUAAAAAAUAUAGAUAGCCUAUUCAUUCAUCUUAAAGCUUAUUGCAUAUAACUUAAGUGUUGAUGCUAAAGUCUAGAGGCCACACACAAAACGACUGCAUGUUUCUUUGCAUGAGUUACAAAUGCAACAUGUAUCAACCUUUUUUGGGCACGGGACCAGUGUUGUUUUUGGCAGCCCUUUUCAUUUUCGUCUUAAGUCUUUUAGACUAGUCGUCAAAUAAUAUUUAAGUCAUCUCAAAAUGUGUUGUUGACAAAUUUCGUCUAGUUUUAGUCGCUGUUACUUAAAAUGUUUUCCUCUGUAAAUUAAAACAAUUUACUCCAACAAUAAGGUUUUCAAAUAUUUCAAAUGAACAAUGACAGACAAACACAUAUUGUAGCGUCUAUCUACAAGGACAAUGCCAACUUAAUAAUACACGCAGUAGGAAAACAGUACAUUAUUUUCAAUUAAUUAUACCAAGAGGUGGGUACUAACUCGUUACAUAUAGUCUGUUAUAUUUAAAUUUACAACGCAACUCUUACUCCGCUACUUUGGCUAAACAAGAGUUGUUACAUUUUUCCUCUUUAUACUUCGUAUUAGAUUUAUUUAUUUUCAGCUAGUGAUGCCAAGAGUAGCUCUACCAAUUUCACCAAUGAGACAUCGCAACAAUCAGGGGUGAAAGUGGGCCAGAACG
Molecule: messenger RNA, 3171 nt
Organism: Corythoichthys intestinalis (scribbled pipefish)
Lineage: Eukaryota; Metazoa; Chordata; Actinopteri; Syngnathiformes; Syngnathidae
Gene: g6pc3
Product: glucose-6-phosphatase catalytic subunit 3
Exons: 6
Coding region: 916-1932 (338 amino acids)
Biological process (GO): glucose 6-phosphate metabolic process; gluconeogenesis
Cellular component (GO): membrane
Molecular function (GO): glucose-6-phosphatase activity
Source: RefSeq, a predicted model, not a curated record